This is a messenger RNA of Fusarium venenatum, 2733 nucleotides long. RefSeq lists its product as uncharacterized. NCBI's taxonomy places the organism in Eukaryota, Fungi, Ascomycota, Sordariomycetes, Hypocreales, Nectriaceae. Gene Ontology annotation, biological process: transcription elongation by RNA polymerase II; chromatin remodeling. Gene Ontology annotation, cellular component: RSC-type complex. Gene Ontology annotation, molecular function: chromatin binding; protein binding. The record is from RefSeq and is a predicted model, not a curated record.
AUGUCCACUCGGAGGACGAACGCGACAGAAGUGCGCGAAUCGAUCGAAGCCAAAACCGCAGGUACAGACGUCGAGAUGAAGGAUGCAGGGGACAACGAUGUCGAUGCCGAAGGCGACCCGGAUGUGGAUAUGGAUGCGGAAGGUGACGAGGACGCAGAAGGCGAGGUGGACGAUGAAGGCCGCCCCGACAUGUAUCGUUUGAUCCAUAACUUGUCGACCUAUCUUUGCAGCGUUGAAGACGAUGGCGAGCAGCUUGCUGCCGGGUUUCAACGAAUUCCCAAUCGACGAACUUUACCCGAUUAUUUCGAAAUCAUCUCGGAGCCUAUUGCAUUUAGUACCAUCCGGGGGAAAACCCAGAAGAAGCAAUACAGCUCAUUCGCCGAGUUCGUCAAGGAUGUUGUGCAAAUUUGUCACAACGCCCAGGUUUAUAAUCGCCCUUCUGCCCCUAUAUUUGGGGCCGCCGUUCGACUGAGGGAAAUUCUCGUCCGUGAGCUCCAGAAGUUGGUAGAGAAAGGACACAUCGCAGCAAGCGAUACGCAGUUGCCCGAUCUUGGUGAGCUCCCACCAGCAGAAGAGUCGCCACCAGCGGAAGACGACGAGGACGACGAGGACGAGGAUGAAGAUGAAGACGAAGAAGAAGAUGAUGAUGAUGACGACUCCGAAGAUGAAGGUGGGCGACAUCGCGGACGAAGACGACGUGCUUCUGGGCGCAAAGAUCAAGACAAAGACUACGAAGACGAUUCGCAUAAGCGAAGGGGACGACCUCCGAGUGUGCUUACUCCGAAUGAAGCUCGCAUCACUUCAAUUCUGAAGGGAUUGAGAAAGCCCAGGGAUGCUGGGGGGCAUCUCCUUGUCCAUCCCUUUGAGAGGUUGCCGGAUAAGGCGGCUGUUCCUGAUUACUAUACGACAAUACAGAAUCCCAUCGCCCUUGACAACAUUAAAAAGAAGGUAAAGCGAAAGAAGUAUCAAAACGUCGACCAAGUGCUACAAGAUCUCAACCUCAUGUUCGAAAACGCCAAACGAUAUAAUGAGGAUGACAGUGAGGUCUACAAGGCUGCUGUUGAACUUCAAAAGGAGGCCCAACUCUUGGCAGAACAGGAGAAGGCUAAGCCUGACGACGAUUUCCGAGAUGAAGACGGAAAGCUGCCUUUAGCAGAGAUUCAGUAUCACGAGCAAUCCUGGAAAGUUGGCGAUUGGGUUCACAUUCGGAAUCCCAACGACCUGGCAAAGCCUACUGUGGCGCAAAUCUAUCGAACUUGGCAAGAUAGGGCUGGCCAAAGAUGGAUUAAUGCCUGUUGGUAUUACCGUCCAGAACAAACUGUACACCGAUACGAGAAGCAUUUCUACGAGCAUGAGGUGGUUAAAACUGGACAAUAUCGUGACCACCAGAUUGAAGACGUCUUGGAUCGCUGUUUCGUCAUGUUUGUGACACGUUUCAACAAAGGCCGUCCACGAGGGUUCCCUCAUGGUAAGGAGAUCUAUGUAUGUGAAUCGCGCUACAACGAGGAGAAAUUCACGUUCAACAAGAUCAAGACGUGGGCGAGCUGUGUUCCUGAUGAGGUACGCGACAAGGACUACGAAAUGGACCUUUAUGAUGUGCCUCGGCGCAUGAAAAAGAUCCCCAGUCCCAUUAAGCAUUUACUUCGCGAAGACGCAAAGGAAACAGAUGAGUUACCAAAGCCAACAUGGGGGAGCCCAAAUGCCCCGCCAAUCGUUGGAGCCGUGCAUCGACGUCCAAGGGAAAUCAAUGAAUCUCCUCCUCCAGAACCCACACCUCCGCCGCAGGCUAUGACAGCUGUCCCGCUAUCCGACGCUGGCACUGAUGCUGGUAGGCGCGCGUCCAUGCUGUCAGUCCCAGGUGCUAUGCCCGGAGACCACUCUGCUCGACAUCCUUCGAUGCCCUAUCCUGGGGGCCCAUCGCCUUCGCCUAUUCCAUACAACGCUCAUAUGACGCCUCAUUUUCAGCCAGUUACGCCAGGAGCCCAGCCUCCACAGGUUCAUCAGACUCCAGUUCCAAUUCCACAUCCACCUCACCUUGGUCCUCAGCCCCAAGUGUCUGUACGUCCUGUGCAAUACCAGCACCAGCCUCAACAUCAACAGACAGGGUAUGCACAAAGCUUCGCUCCUAAUUAUGGGCAGCCAGUGCCUCCCAUGCACCAACAAACCCCGAUGGGAAACCACAUUACCCAAACUUACAACCAAGCGCCUGCUCCUCCUGUUGUGCGUAGCCCUAUGGCUCCCACGCCCGGGAUGCCCGUGCAAAGCGGCAAUGCGUACAACCCACCAAGACCACCAGAAGUCUAUGCGCUCCCCGACAGCAUGAAUGACGCCUUACCGCAAGAGCUCCGCCAGACCUUCCAGCAUGACAGUGCUGGGCGAGUCCUUUUCUUCACUGCCCCGCCCCUUGAGAGACCUCACAAGGGAAUUUCGCAUGAAAGUGCAGGCCUUGGGCACAGUGUCAAGUAUCUUGCAGGUCGGAAAGAAUGGCUGGCUGAAAGAGAGAAGAAGAGGAAGGAGCGCGAUGAAAAGACUGGUGACAUUUUUCAGAACAAAAUCGAGAAAGACGCGGCGGACGCACACGAGGCUGGAAACGCGAUAGUUGCUCAGGCCAGCGAUGCCAUGGCUAAGUGGCUCGAAAAAUAUGAGGAUGACACUCAGAGAUGGACAAACCAAACUGGCCUCGAAGGUUGGCGUGAUGCGACAAAAGCCAACAAGGAAAAGGGCGCCGUUUGA